AGUAGUGGAAGAGACAGACAGACAGCUGGAGAGAGAAGUGUUGAUAGGAGAAAGACACAGGAUGAUAAGCACACACUCACCCCACCCCAAACCAGGCUCGGAAAGUUGAGGUUUCCUAAGGAAAGUGACAGCUAAGCUGAGGCCUUGAGGAUGAAGAGAAGUUAGCCAGCCAAGAAGGUAUGGAAACAGUUUUCCACACAAAUGAAAGUCUGUGCAAAGGUCCAGGCUGAGAGAAAUCAUGGAACCUAAAAGGAGGCAAAAGGGCCCAGGACAGCAGGAACUCAGUGCUGGGGGUGGAGGCAGCAGGAGGCAGAACGAGAAAGCACUUCAACAUUACCGACUUAGGACAUUCUCUUGAGGGCAAGGACAGACUACUAACGGGUUUUAAGCAGGAUAAUUGGUAUUGUUCACAUAUAAGAUGGGCAGUAAACAUUUGUUCUGAUGUAUCAAAUAACCUUUUGAAUUUAAUUCUAGUCUUCCCUCUACCCUAAAUCAACACUUCUGACAUCAGUGAAGAAUAUACAGAAUUCCUAAACAAUAGAAGUUCUGGAUAACACCUAGCACAGCACUGUCCAAUAAAACCAUAAUGUGAACCACAUAUGCCUCUGCCUUCGGAAGUUACAAGAUGAUCAAUUCGACCUCCACACAGCCUCCAGAUGAAUCCUGCUCUCAGAACCUCCUGAUCACUCAGCAGAUCAUUCCUGUGCUGUACUGUGUGGUCUUCAUUGCGGGAAUCCUACUCAAUGGAGUGUCAGGAUGGAUAUUCUUUUACGUGCCCAGCUCCAAGAGUUUCAUCAUCUAUCUCAAGAACAUUGUUAUUGCUGACUUUGUGAUGAGCCUGACUUUUCCUUUCAAGAUCCUUGGUGACUCAGGCCUUGGUCCCUGGCAGCUGAACGUGUUUGUGUGCAGGGUCUCUGCCGUGCUCUUCUACGUCAACAUGUAUGUCAGCAUUGUGUUCUUUGGGCUCAUCAGCUUUGAUAGAUAUUAUAAAAUUGUAAAGCCUCUUUGGACUUCUUUCAUCCAGUCAGUGAGUUACAGCAAACUCCUAUCAGUGAUAGUAUGGAUGCUCAUGCUCCUCCUUGCUGUUCCAAAUAUUAUUCUGACCAACCAGAGUGUUAGGGAGGUUACACACAUAAAAUGUAUAGAACUGAAAAGUGAACUGGGACGGAAGUGGCACAAAGCAUCAAACUACAUCUUCGUGGGCAUCUUCUGGAUUGUGUUUCUUUUGUUAAUCGUUUUCUACACUGCUAUCACAAAGAAAAUCUUUAAGUCCCACCUUAAGUCCAGUCGGAAUUCCACUUCAGUCAAAAAGAAAUCUAGCCGCAACAUAUUCAGCAUCGUGUUCGUAUUUUUUGUCUGUUUUGUACCUUACCAUAUUGCCAGAAUCCCCUACACAAAGAGUCAGACCGAAGCUCAUUACAGCUGCCAGUCAAAAGAAAUCUUGCUGUAUAUGAAAGAAUUCACUCUGCUACUAUCUGCUGCAAAUGUAUGCCUGGACCCUAUUAUUUAUUUCUUUCUAUGCCAGCCAUUUAGGGAAAUCUUAUGUAAGAAAUUGCACAUCCCAUUAAAAGCUCAGAAUGACCUAGACAUUUCCAGAAUCAAAAGAGGAAAUACAACACUUGAAAGCACAGAAACUUUGUGAGUUCCUACCCUCUUCCAAAGAAAGACCACGUGUGCAUGUUGUCAUCUUCAAUUACAUAAGAGAAAUCAAUAAGAUAUGCGUCCUCAUCAUAAAUAUCAUCUCUAGCACUGCCAUCCAAUUUAGUUCAAUAAAAUUCAAAUGUAAGUUUCCAUGCUUUUGUAACAUCAAAGAAAACAUACCCAUCAGUAAUUUCUCUAAUACUGACCUUUUAUUAUCUAUUAAUAAAAAAUUAAUACAAUUAUCCAAUUCUAUUAUAUUAAAAUAAGUUAAAGUUUAUAACCACUAGUCUGAUCAGUUAAUGUAGAAAUUUAAAUAGUAAAUAAAACACGACAUAAUCAAAGACAACUCACUCAGCCAUCUUCUUUCUCUAAACACCAGAAUCUAGUAUGUAAUUGCUUUCAACACUGUCCUUAAAGACUAACUUGAAAGCAGGCACAGUUUGAUGAAGGGCUAGAGAGCUGUUUGCAAUAAAAAGUCAAGUUUUUUUUCCUGAUUUGAAGAAGCAGGAUAAGCAGACACCCAGACAAACACUUAAGAAACCCCUUAUUGAUUUACUUCUUGGCACUCCAAAGGAAAAGGAAUAUUAAUUGUAUACUUAGCAAGAAAUUUUUUUUUUCCUGAUAGCACUUUGAGGAUAUUAGAUACAUGCUAAAUAUGUUUUCUACAAAGACGUCAUUUAACGAGCCUGGGGUUCUGGUGUUAGAAUAUUUUUAAGUAGGCUUUACUGAGAGAAACUAAAUAUUGGCAUAUGUUAUUAGCAACUUCCCCUGUUCAAUAGUAUGGGAAAAAUAAGAUGACUGGGAAAAAGACACACCCACACCGUAGAACAUAUUCUAUUGGCAAAUGGGAAAGGAGACCAUUUUCUUAGAAAGCAAAUAAACUUGAUUUUUUUAAAUCUAAAAUUUACAUUAAUGAGUGCAAAAUAACACAUAAAAUGAAAAUCCACACAUCACAUUUUUCUGGAAAACAGACGGAUUUUACAUCUGGAGACAUGGCAUACGGUUACUGGCUUAUGAGCUACCAAAACUAAAUUCUUUCUCUGCUAUUAACUGGCUAGAAGAUACUCAUCUAUUUUUCAAAUGUUCUUUCAAAACAUUUUUGUAACUAAUCUUUAUAUCUAUUUCAUGCUUUACUGUCUACAUACUAAUAAAGAAAUGUUUCAAUACUG
Molecule: messenger RNA, 2810 nt
Organism: Nomascus leucogenys (northern white-cheeked gibbon)
Lineage: Eukaryota; Metazoa; Chordata; Mammalia; Primates; Hylobatidae
Gene: P2RY14
Product: purinergic receptor P2Y14
Exons: 2
Coding region: 626-1642 (338 amino acids)
Biological process (GO): G protein-coupled receptor signaling pathway
Cellular component (GO): membrane
Molecular function (GO): G protein-coupled purinergic nucleotide receptor activity
Source: RefSeq, a predicted model, not a curated record